This is a messenger RNA of Camellia sinensis, 1056 nucleotides long. RefSeq lists its product as uncharacterized. Lineage: Eukaryota; Viridiplantae; Streptophyta; Magnoliopsida; Ericales; Theaceae. The record is from RefSeq and is a predicted model, not a curated record. Gene Ontology annotation, biological process: cellular response to heat.
UACAUACAAGAUACAAUAUAAAGAUUUCAAUAUCAAUUCAACUACACAAAUCACUGUUAGAUUGUAUUGUAAUUUACAAAAUCCACAGCUCAUCAAUGGCAGUAAGACAACAUGCUGCUGAAAGGAAAGAAUCGCGCGGUCUUGUAGAGCAGUUUGAACCUUCCUCUGCUUGGACAGAGGAUUCAAAUUGCCACUAUUUGCUUCUUGAUCUUCCUGGUUUCAAGAAGGAAUGGUUGAGGCUUCACAUUGAUGACAAUGGUGAAAUAGUGGUCAAUGGGGAGAGGCACGGAAGCAACAACAAAAUUGUCCGCUUCGAGCAGACCUUUCAGGUGCCCAGAAGUUCAGACCUAGAAAAAGUCACUGGCAGAUUUGAAGGCGAGGUUCUGUAUGUCACGGUCCCAAAGAAAGCGAAAGAAGAAGAGCGAGAACAUGACAAGGGACUGACUGAUGAUAUUGAGGAAAGGCACGAGCAGGCGAAAAAGGAGGAAGAAGGUGAUGAGAGACCCACCAAUGAUGUCAAGAAAAAGCACGAGCAGGCGAAAAAGGAGGAAGGAGGUGAUGAGAGACCCCCCAAUGAUGUCAAGGAAAAGCACAAGCAGGCAAAAAAGGAGGAAGGAGGGCAUAAGGGAACUGCCAAUGGGGUUGAUGAAAAACAUGAACAUAGACGUCGUGAAAAUGACAAGAACACGGGAAUGGCUAGGGAAGGAGGUUCCAGGGAAGAAAACAGAGAGGCGUGGAGCAGCGAGGCGGGUCUGUUGGGAAGUGUAGUGGAGAUUGUAAGCAGGAACAAAGGGAUUUUAAUGACAGCUGUGUUGGCAUUUUCACUAGGGGUGUUGGUGUCUCAGAAAUUCCAAUCAAAUAUUGGAACUGAGGGAGGUUUUUCACAGUAUAAUCAUACAUUCUAGUCGGUAUUAGUGGUCGUGUUUCUGUAUAUAACAAAUAAUCAUGUAUGCUCACAGAACAACAAGAACUCCAAAUACUAAUCAAUGUCUACUUGUUCCUUAUCAUUUCCUUUCACAUUUAUUACUUGGACUAGUUGUCCUGCAAAAAUUUAAA